UAAUGUCUUCAAAGCUUUUCGACGUGUUUCUGUAGAGAACGAGGACCGUAAAUUCCUGCAAAGGGCUGCCGUUUAAAAGAACGGUAACGGGGCGCGUAUCAUAACUUUGGAAAGUGAGUUAAAGCAGCGUUUCCUCGCACAACUAUGGCGCUUAGAGCGAGAGCUUUAUACGACUUUAUCGCUGAAAAUCCCGGCGAGAUCUCUGUGAGAGAAAACGAACUUCUAACUUUGUGUAGCGACGAAGUUGUCGAUGGUUGGUUAGAGGGCACGAACAGCAGAGGCGAGACCGGGCUCUUUCCAGCCUCUUACGUGGAAAUUAUAAGGACUGACACAUCACAACAUGGCAACGGUACAUCCGCUAGUCCUGAACAUUACUAUCAAGCUAGUCCUCAGAGGAGGGACACCUCAAACGAAUCGACACCCGUUCGUUCGUCUACUUAUGCUGGACAUCUUCAACAACGACACAGUUUUCAGACAAGUCAAGGAAGCGAUGAGGAUUGGGACGAUGACUGGGAUGACAACGUAACGGCGGAGGAACACGGCGCGACACCUGAAAAAAGCGGGAGUAACUUUACUGCAGCUGGAUAUUCCACCACGAGUUCGUCUGCUUCACGACGCGGUAGCUCGCAACACGCCAAAAGCACAGGAACUGUUGGGAAAAAUCUUAAUAGGUUUACAACUUUUGUCAAGUCAGGCGGUGAGGCUUUCGUUUUGGGCGAAGCUUCGGGUUUGGUUAGAGACAGAGACAAAAUAUUUGUGCUUAUGGGACAAUAUGGUCCUGAAUGGCAGGAGAAUCCGUAUCCAUUUACGUGUACCAUCGAUGACCCAACCAAACAGACCAAAUUCAAAGGCAUGAAGAGCUAUAUGUCAUAUGGACUUACGCCUAGCCAUACACAGACCCAGGUCAAUAGACGAUACAAGCACUUUGACUGGCUUUACGCUCGGCUCGUUGAAAAAUUUCCUGUCAUUUCGGUACCCCACUUGCCUGAAAAACAGGCCACGGGGCGAUUCGAAGAAGAUUUCAUCUCCAAGCGUAGAAAAGGUUUAAUAUGGUGGAUGAAUCACAUGACGAGUCAUCCACUUUUGUCCAGAUGUGAUGUUUUCCAGCAUUUCCUCACUUGCAGUAGCAAUGAUGAAAAAACCUGGAAGCAAGGCAAGAGAAAGGCAGAGAAGGAUGAAUUAGUUGGUGCCAACUUUUUCCUCACUAUCUCCCCUCCGGCUUUACCUCUCGACUUCCAAGAGGUGGAAAGCAAAGUAGACGGUUUCAAAACGUUCACCAAAAAGAUGGACGAAAACAUCAUACAGGUCAAUGUCACCAUUAAUGAAUUUGCCAGAAAGCAGAUUACGGGUUUUAAAAAAGAAUAUCAGAGAGUCGGCCAGGCCUUCAGACUUCUAAAUCAGGCCUUCGAGUUCGACCAGCAAGUUUACUCCGCUCCGUUUAACAAGGCUAUGGCAUACACCGGAGAAGUGUAUGAGACCAUUGGGGACUAUUUCGCAGAGCAGCCCCGGCAGGAUUUGGAGCCUAUAUCCGAUCUUUUAGCGAUUUACCAGGGACAUCUUGCAAACUUUCCAGACAUUAUCCAUGUCCAGAAAGGAGCCCUCACCAAGGCCAAGGAGAGCCAGAAGGAUGGCGCUGCAGGAGUAGGCAUCAACGAACGCUGCAACAUCAUCUCCUGCGCUACGCUAGCCGAGAUCCAGCACUUUCAUCGCACACGUGUGCGUGACUUCAAGGCACAGAUGCAACAUUUCCUACAGCAGCAGAUCAACUUUUUUCAGAAAAUCACAGGCAAGUUGGAGGAAGCCCGCGACAUGUAUGAUCAGGCUUAGAUUGAUGCAUUUUUUUUAUUGAAAGAACUGGAAACUACGAUUUUUAAAGUUAUUUUCUUUUAAGAAUUGUUCUGGAUGGCCUGAAGAAAGAGUAAUAUUAAAAAUGUGUGCCAGAUACAGACAAUGUCCCUUAAAAUGUAUACGUUGCUAUUAUGAAUUAAAUGGUACAUAAUCUGAUUAUACAAA
Misgurnus anguillicaudatus (oriental weatherfish) is the source of this 2013-nucleotide messenger RNA. RefSeq names its product sorting nexin 18b (gene snx18b). Lineage: Eukaryota; Metazoa; Chordata; Actinopteri; Cypriniformes; Cobitidae. Gene Ontology annotation, biological process: protein transport; mitotic cell cycle; endosomal transport. Gene Ontology annotation, cellular component: cytoplasmic vesicle; plasma membrane. The record is from RefSeq and is a predicted model, not a curated record. Gene Ontology annotation, molecular function: phosphatidylinositol binding; protein binding.